AGAUCAAACCUAAAUAAACAUCAACAAUGAAACACAGAUUAUUGUUAUUAAAUUAAUUAAAUAUCAAAAUGGUUAAAUAGAAAAUGGAAACAAUAUGCAUAAUUCUGUAAAAUAGGUACAUUUCAUAUCAAAGUACCAGUAAUCUUGAGGGUAGAUCGAGGUAGUCUCCAACGGGUCUCACAAUCAGCAAGUUAAUGGAAAGCAGCAGCAACACGGGGACCGGGCGACAGUCGCGCUUGCUCGGCAGACUGCUCGGCAAGCUGCGCGGCGAGCAUCGCUACUCUGCUCUCGAUAAGAACUUCUCAUUUACUUCCACCGGCAUGAGUGAAAGCGUGGGCUGCGGCAGCACGAACGAAGAAGAAGAAGUGGAAGCUCCCAGAGCUGGCGUGUCCACGCCCACCAUAGAUGAUGCGCAGUUCGCGGCUAACAUUGACCUUAGGUACGGCGGCCAGUACUUGACUCCGGAGCAGUUACCAGAGUUCUGCAACCAACUUCACCAUUUGGUAGAGGUGAUCAGGAACAUACAGUCUUAUGGAAAAGUCACUGGAGAGUAUCCCAGCGAGCUAGAGCGUCGCUUAGAGCAGGAAGCGCGUGAGGUGGCAGCGCUCGCGAGCGAAGCGCGCAACGCUCAAGAAGCGGCGUCGCGAGCGCGCUUGCAGCGACGAGCGUUGCACGCUGAGCGAGCGUCGCUCGUCGCUCAUCUCGCUAAGCUGAGGGACACUGAAGUGCGGGAGCUCGAGAGUUCAGUGCGCAUGUCGGAUCGCAAGCUAUACAAAAGCUGGGAGGCUUUGCGCGACGCCACGGACCCUGCCGCCUUCGAACCAUUGCUGGAGGAAGUUAGAACUAAACAAACAGCUCUGGAAUGCCUAGUCCGGCUGAUAGAGAGUCGUCAAGCCAGCAUGUCCCGCACGCCCACGCUGCAUCCGCUCCCGGCGCCAUCCAAUGACGAUGAAGAUUCGCUACAAAUAGGAAGCGUGCGCAAGCGACAGGAAAGUCGCCGCUCGACCAAGCGUAAGAGAAAAGAAUAUUCCAGAGAAGCAAGAUCCGUGCCUUUGUCCAGCGAACCCAGCCGCCACAGCCCACAACAGGUAACCCUGUUCAUCCAAGGGAGUGAAUGCGCGUCCAGGCUGGGUACGGGCAGUACGGGAGCCGUGACUCUACGUUCUGUGGAAUUGCCUCAGCGUGGAAGCGGCAGUGUUAGAGACAUACUGUUCUUUACCACUGACUGAAGCUCCUUGAUUAUAUUUCAAAUAAAGCUGCAUAUUCUUCCUUA
Molecule: messenger RNA, 1273 nt
Organism: Maniola jurtina (meadow brown)
Lineage: Eukaryota; Metazoa; Arthropoda; Insecta; Lepidoptera; Nymphalidae
Exons: 8
Coding region: 195-1229 (344 amino acids)
Source: RefSeq, a predicted model, not a curated record